Molecule: messenger RNA, 1809 nt
Organism: Anolis sagrei ordinatus
Lineage: Eukaryota; Metazoa; Chordata; Lepidosauria; Squamata; Anolidae
Source: RefSeq, a predicted model, not a curated record
GAGCCACAGCAUGUCAGACCUACAGAGAGCCAUUCCUAGGAAACAGAUACCUACAACCCUCUGUGUGGUCACCAGUGCAAAACAACUAAACCACAGCCGACUGAAUAGUUUUAAAUAACUGAAAGUCAACGCGGUGGUGAGAGAGGCAGAGCUUGCUUGCUGUUGAAAACUUUGCAACAGAUAUGGAGCAAAGUUAUUCACGAAGGUCUUCAAUGGCUUUCAUUCUCAAAGAUGGUAAACUGGUUCACCACAGUGAAAAGUCAAUGGAUGCAGGACAAUGCCAUCUGUCCAAGGGCCGGUCUCGGCGGCUAACGUCACGGAGACGGUCAAACAGUGUGAGCAUGUGUGUCUUACCAAGUAUCCCAGAAUAUCCAGGCUUCCAGGAUAUUAAGAGGCACUAUACCAGAGGCAACUCUGUGCUUCAGGAUCUGGGAAGAACAAGACUGGAAAACUCUCCAAGUACAAGAGUGAUGAGCCUAAACAGAAACUUGGGCCAUCCAACGGAUCGUUUUGCGAAAGGGCACUCCAAAAAGAGUUUUUUCUAUGACACAACUUUGCAAGACCAUUACAAUGACAGGCUGAUGGAGUUUAGAAGUUAUGGCACCAAAAAGUCAAAUGGAAAAGGAAACGAGAACCAGAAGCCCAGUUUCACCAGCCACGGAUUAAGGCGGAGAAACAGCUGUGGGGCUAGGAUGCAAGACAUCCUCAGGAGGUUGUCUGAAGACUCCUGCGAUUCAGACCAGAUCCCCGAAAGCAUGCCAACUUGCCCAGAGGAUGAAGGCACCAAUCCGGAAUGCUGUAAGAAGACCUAUUUGGAAAGUUUGAUUCUGAGCAUCAAUGCUCCCCUGGAAAUGCUUGUGCGGAGGGAAUAACCAAUGCAUGUUCACAGACAUUAAUGAACUAAUUCUUCAGAAAGAAGGAUUGAUACCCAGUAACCUUUGUUAAUAUUCAGGAGGCAUACCUAAAUAUGACAUUUCUUAUGGUGCAUGAUACACCAAAUGCUAGGACAAUGCAUGGCAGUACUGUCUACUAUGAUCAAUAUUCAACUAUACUCUGAAACCUUACGUGCAUGGACUUCAGUGUUGGUUGCAUUCUGUCCAGAUUUCUUACAUGGCAGCUACAUUUCUCAUUCUAAACUCUUAUUUAAAUAACUCGAUCUACCUAUUUUGAGUAGUUCAAAUAACUGUAUUUCUCAUUUACCGUAUGAAUUUAUACUUGUUUGUAUUGAUGUGUUUUCCUUGGUGCUAUCAGUCAGAAAUAAGCUCUGAAACAUGUAUAUGAAACUUAAGAAGUUUUUCGAAUGGCAAGCCUUGGCACAAUGUUGCGAUUUGCAUUUUGAAUAUGAUUUCCUUUAAGCCCAGAAUUAAAAAUGUAGAUAUUGUAGACCUCGGAUAUUUCAGUCUUCAGACUUUACACCAUAAUAUCAAUCUAACCAGGGUCAGGUCUGGUUAGUACUAGGAGAAAAGUACCAUAGAUAUCCAGUUAACAUGUUGGAAGAUUCCUGCGUGAAAUCCUAGAGGACUAUGGCUACUCAGAGUUGACAGCACUAUACACCAUGGACCAAUGGGCUGAAUUAAUACAAGAUUAAUAUGUUUUCAUGAUAUAGCAUACAUUGUAAGCUAUUGUAUAUGAACUGGCAUUAGCAGGAUGCUGUCAGUACAAUAUAGUACAACUGCAUGUUAGUUAUCAAAUCUGUGCUUUACCCUAUUCUCAAUGUUAUCUGAGUGCACCCAUUACCUUCUGCCGUAUAAACGAAAAGCUGCAAUACAUUUCCUGUGGAGCAAAAUAAACGCCUUUUUAUAAAAACAA